This is a messenger RNA of Ylistrum balloti, 1133 nucleotides long. Its product is annotated as guanine nucleotide-binding protein-like 3 homolog. Gene Ontology annotation, molecular function: GTP binding. Lineage: Eukaryota; Metazoa; Mollusca; Bivalvia; Pectinida; Pectinidae. The record is from RefSeq and is a predicted model, not a curated record. The transcript is spliced from 12 exons. Gene Ontology annotation, cellular component: nucleolus. The annotation marks the transcript as partial.
CCUCUCAUGGUUUCACGUGGUGGUGUUUGUGGGUUUCGUGGAUCAGAAUUUUAACGAUGGCGAACUUGUACAUGAGAAAAGCAAGUAAAAGACAGUCUGCCAGACAUAGGUACAAAGUUGAGAAGAAGGUCAGGCAACACAAAAAGAAAGUAAAGAAAAUGGAAAAGAAAAAUGGUAGCAAAAAGAUGAAAAAGGAUCCAGGAAUUCCAAACAGUUUGCCAUUCAAAGAAAUUGUGUUAAAGGAAGCCCAGGAAAGGAAACAGCGGCUUGAGGAAGAACAACAGAAACGAAAACAAAAGCGGAAAAAGGAUAGAGAAAGAAAUCUAGCAAAGAAGAGGAAUUUAGAAGGGAUUUUGAAAGAUGCACAAAAACGAAGUGGGGAAUAUGAAAAGAAGAAAACAUCAGGAACAACAGCAGAAGGCAAAGCUUCAGGGAAAGCAGUGGAGACUUCACUUAAGGCAUUUUAUAAAGAAUUCAGAAAGGUCGUGGAUGCUGCUGAUGUGGUGCUGGAGGUACUAGAUGCUCGGGACCCUUUAGGGAGUAGAUGUGCCCAGAUGGAGGAGGCAAUCAUUAGCAGUGGUGCCAACAAACGCUUGGUGCUAGUACUCAACAAAAUAGAUCUUGUUCCUCGUGAAAAUGUAGAGGCAUGGUUGACUCACUUACGGAAUGAGUUCCCAACAGUGGCAUUCAAGGCUUCCACACAGACACAGGCUGAUAACCUGAGUCAGAAAAAGGUAACCUUGGCCACAGUGAGUGAAGAUGUUUUGAAGUCCAGUCAUUGUAUAGGAGCUGAGAUCCUGAUGAAACUGCUGGGUAACUACUGCCGAAGUAAAGACAUCAAGACAGCAAUACGCGUGGGUGUAGUGGGAUUUCCUAACACAGGGAAGAGCAGUAUAAUUAACAGUCUGAAGCGAUGUAAAGCUUGUAAUGUAGGAUCACAGCCAGGAAUUACCAGAGCCAUGCAGGAAGUGCAGUUAGACAAACAUAUUAAGCUGCUUGACAGUCCUGGGGUUGUCAUGGCGACAGGUGCUAGCGACAUGUCUGUGAUACUCAGGAAUUGUGUUAAGCUGGAAACUUUAGAAGAUCCGGUAGGACCAGUUGAGGCCAUACUGAAGCGCUGCUCCAAAGAACAG